Messenger RNA from Bactrocera latifrons, 5659 nucleotides. It is a transcript of the gene RasGAP1, whose product is annotated as GTPase-activating protein. Gene Ontology annotation, biological process: intracellular signal transduction; regulation of GTPase activity. Lineage: Eukaryota; Metazoa; Arthropoda; Insecta; Diptera; Tephritidae. The record is from RefSeq and is a predicted model, not a curated record. Bases 382 to 3531 code for a protein of 1049 amino acids. The transcript is spliced from 7 exons.
UCGUAUUGGUUGUUCAUCCGGUAGUGUCGCAGCUCGUAAUUCUUGCGCACACUUGUAUUAGCUGCUUUUUCACUGCGGGUAGAAGUUUUGCGGUUGAAUGAAACUUGUGCAGCAGCAAAGUUCCCCGCCGACUCCGAUUUCGCCGUUUUGCUUGUAAAAAGUGUCCGCAAGUAAUGUGGACCAAGAAAGCAACGAGCAGUUAUUUGAAUCCAAAUGUUUUAAAUCAAAUUAUAUCGCUUAUUUCAACAAAUUGUGCUAUCCGCUUGUGUUAUUAAUGCAUUAAAUAAAUAGAAAACAACGGCAACACUAAAGCACUAAAGUGUAGUGAAAUUUCCCUCGUGUAACGAACACGAUAUUGUACGGAACUGGAGAAUUAACGAAAUGCAUCUGAAAAAGAAAUACGAGGAAAGAGACGACCACAGUAUGGAACAUACAAGCAUUAGUUAUGGAUCCAACAUGGCCGAUAAUACACGCGAAGUACGAAUUGAAGAGCAAUUAAAAGUGAAAAUUGGAGAAGCUAAGAACCUGAGCAGUCGCAAUGCGGCGAACACCAGUUGCAGCACACAAGGCGUACGCGAUGUAUACUGCACAAUCGCACUUGAUCAGGAAGAAAUCUGUCGCACGCCUACCAUCGAACGCACAUUGGCGCCGUUUUUCGGCGAGGAGUAUCAGUUCAAAAUACCACGACGCUUCCGUUAUCUCUCCAUAUAUGUGUGGGAUCGUGAUCGACAUAUGAAACAAGACAAAGCAAUUGGCAAAAUAGCGAUUAAACGCGAAGAACUGCAUAUGUACAAUCACAAGGAUAAUUGGUUUGCAUUGCGACCGGUUGAUUCGGAUUCCGAGGUGCAGGGUAUGGCUCACAUUGAGGUGCAAUAUGAAGAGGUGCAACCGCCAGUUGCUCAUGUACUAAACCUAAUACGACCCAGCGAAUAUGAUCGCAGUGACAUCAUCGAAGAUAUUAGCCAUCAUCAUCACCAGCAUCAAGCGCAUCUGAAUGAUUACAAAGAGAAUAGUGAACUGAGUAAUAUACAACGUGGUUCCCUAAAAUCACGUGGCCUAUUCGGCACGCAUAACGAGCACACCACGAAUUGGAAGAAUGUGAUGGCAAUACGACAUGCACGUGUUGCGGUCCGUUGUUUGGAAUGUGUUGAUUUGGCUAAAAAGAAUGGCACUUGUGAUCCGUAUGUUAUAUUUACAGCGACUUAUACGAAUAAACGACAAGUGACGAGACGCACAAAAGUGCGUGAGAAAACCGUUAAUCCGGAAUUCGAUGAGACGGUGUACUUUGAUCUCUGUAUAGAUGCUGAUAAUUCGACAACCAAGUCGAUUUCCUCACAUCAUGAUGCCAGUACAACGAACUCCAAUAAGGGUUAUACAAUUUAUCCGCUCAGCGGUGCUGAUCUCUGUGAGAUUUCCGUUGCUUUGUGGCACAAUUCUGCGGGCAUGGCCGAUAAAGUGUUCCUCGGUGAAGUGAAAAUCCCCAUUUCAAGUAAGCAACAACAAAUCGUCGCCCAACAAUCAGCGUGGUAUUUUUUACAACCACGUUCAGCCAGUGCAACGAAUCGUUCGUUAUCGUCCACGCCGCGUUCAUGCGCUACCCCACCUGGUACACGACUCAGUUGCGACAGCACGAUCGGUACGUUACGCCUCAAAUUACUUUAUACUGCUGAUCAUGUCUUCCCGCUGGCAACCUAUGAUGACCUAAUGAACCUGCUGUUGGAGUCGGUCGACCAACGACCUAUCACUGUGUCCGCCGUCUCCAUACUAGGUGAACUAGUGUCGUGUAAGACGGAUAUGGCGCAACCAUUGGUGCGACUCUUCACACACACCGGUCGCAUUGCAUCGAUUAUCAAAGCUUUGGCUGACUAUGAAAUUUCUAAUCUAACUGAUCCUACGACGAUUUUUCGCGGUAAUACGCUUGUUUCGAAGAUGAUGGACGAAGCUAUGCGACUAUCUGGCCUGCCUUAUUUACAUCAGACGCUGCGUCCGGUGCUCGCUCAAAUACUGGCAGAGAAGAAACCCUGCGAAAUAGAUCCAUCCAAAGUUAAGGAUCGUUCAGCAGUCGAUACAAAUUUAAAUCACCUGCAAGUUUAUGUUGAACGUGUAUUCGAUGCAAUUACGAAAAGUGCGGAGCGCUGUCCGAAGGUGCUCUGUCAGAUAUUUCACGAUCUGCGCGAAUGUGCUGGCCGACAUUUUCCACGGAAUCAUGAAGUGCGAUACUCAGUAGUAUCCGGUUUCAUAUUUUUACGUUUCUUUGCACCAGCCAUACUGGGUCCAAAGUUGUUCGAUUUAACGUCCGAACCACUUGAUCACCAAACGAAUCGUACGUUAACACUCAUUUCGAAAACGAUACAAUCACUUGGGAAUUUGGUGAGCUCACGUUCUUCACAGCAGCCAAACAAAGAAGAGUACACCGGUCAGCUGUAUAAGCGUUUUUACACGGAGAAGCAUGUGACGGCAGUUAAGCACUUCUUGGAGGUGAUUUCCACACCAGGCGAGGAUUGUCGACUGCAAGGAGAUGCAGCCAAUAUAUUGUUGCCAGUUGUGUGCCCUGCAGAUGGUACACUCGAACCAGUAUUACUUAAAGAGGGCGAUGGGAUGAUGACGAAAUAUCCACAGGGCCGUAAACGUUUCGGUCGUAGGCGUUUCAAGCAGCGUUACUUUCGUCUAACCACAAAAACCCUCAGCUAUGCCAAAUCAAAGGGCAAACAACCCAUCUGUGAUAUACCAUUGUCGGAGAUUGAGCGCGUCGAGCAGCUGAAUGAGAAGAGUUUUAAAAUGCAAAACUGUUUUAAGAUCAUACGUAAAGAGCGUUCGCUUAUUAUCCAGGCAACGAAUUGUGUGGAGGAGCGUGAAUGGGUCGAUUUGUUGCACAAGAUCUGCCUUACCAAUUCCAUCCGCAUGCAGUAUUUCCAUCCGUCCGCCUUUGUGAACGGCAUCUACAGUUGUUGUUCGCGUUCGGACGAGAACGCGCCUGGCUGUCGCACAGUCUCCGCUGAAGCGAUCAAUUACUUUCAAAUGGAUCUUGUCACCUCACUCGAUCCUGCGCUUGAUCUACAACGCAUACACACUUUAAUUAUGUCACAUAUGACACAAUUAGUGGCACCGCUUGAUCCGAUUGCCUUUCAUCAUUUGCAGCAGGGCCACAAUCCACUUGCGCCUACCGCUUUGGCGUUGCAACAACAAUCGCCAGCCGCCUAUGUGGAAUUUAAAAAUACAAUCGAACAACUGCGCAAAGUGGCAUACGCCAUCGAUCGCGAUCAUCGCAACUACAAAGCUGGCAUAGCGCGUGAGCUGAAGUACGGUAGUCGACAGGCGCCGAUUGGUGAUGACAACUAUUUGCAUAUGAUGCAUGCGGCCGGUCACUUCAAUUUACAACAACAUCAGCAGCAGCAUCAACAACAACAACAACAUCACCAGCACCAACAACAAGUCGUAUUACACACACAGCAGCCAGAGCAGCAGCAGCAGCAACCGCAAGUUUUGCCACAAAUGCAACACGUGCGCGCAUAUCCGUACCAGCUAAAAUAGCUGAUGCAAUGGAAAAUUUGGCGCGUGGCACCAACUUUUCAGUGUUAGUAAGUAGGAGUAUGUAGUUUUAAUAUACCUAUGAGUAGUAGAAGAUAGACAAGAAGCGCUUCGCUUGGGACGUUAUGUACCUAAACACUUGAAAAGCAAUAGGUACUUACUUACCAAACAAAUAUAUUUAUGUGAAAUGGUAGCUAUAAGUGGGCAUGACGCUCAUUUCUUUAUUUCUUUUUUUACCUAUGAAACUCAUUUCGUAAUGCGUCUGAUAAUCGUUAUAGUGUGCUGAUUUGGACAGAAGCCCACAAAGGUGUGCUGUUGCAAGUUAUACCGUAUAACUUAACCACUUCCCAGAAAUGUAACAUAAAUAUCAAGCAACCAAUACUACAAGCAAAAGUUCAAAUUCUGUAUAAAAAAUUAUGUUCUAAAUAUUUUUAUUAUAUACAUAUAUAUACAUAUUUACGUAAAUCUAUUUAACAAAUACUUACUUUGUACGAAUUAUUAUUAAUAUACUAAAAUAUUCGCAUUCGUAUACGCAUGCGUAUGUACGUGUGAGACUAUUUAUUUUAUACAACGCUAUUAUAUAAAUAUAUACCUACUUAUUAUAAUAUAAUUGUAUACAAAUUUUAAGUGAAAUUAGGCAAGAUAAUGGUACUGCGAGCGUUAGUUCUAAAUUAAACGCUUUGUAGUCUGUUUGUAGAUAUACUUAUAUAUAUAGAAAUGCAUAAGCCUGUACUACUUAUACGAGUACAUAGUAUAUAACUAGAUUUAUUUAUAAACUUAAAUUAGAAACUCUGGCUUAACAUACACUUUGCACCUCAAUUCACAGAGGUCAGCAGUGCUUAGUUGAAACGGAUAAGAAAUGAACUCCAAUUUAGUGCAUUAUUUGCAAUGCUCCAAGCUAAAAAAAAAAAUAAAAUUUGUUCUGAAAAAAGGCUUUUGUAUAAUAACUAUUGAAUUAGCAGAAAGCGUUAACUGUAAUGUAACUAUUAGUAAUUGAAAUUAUACAAGUCCUUUAUACAUGCGUGUAGGGAAAUUGUAUAACAGACCAGAAUUAAUUAGUUAUAAACUAACUUCAUGAAGAAAGAACAGCACUAAACACUCCAACAACUCAACACAUAAGAUUCUGCAAAUAAGCUUUACUUUUCAGUGUCUAUUUUCAAAAAAAAAAAAAGAAAAAAAAAAAGAGGAUAAAUGUUGAAAGAGUUUUUAUACAACUCUGUUAAACUAUAGAAUAUGAAUUAUAAAGAAUGUAUUGUAAAUUAAUUGUAAAAUAAUUAUUGAAAAUAUUUGUUGGAAAUAACGUUUCUAAAUUAUUACCUCUUUCAUUAUUUAAUGUUACUUGUUUAAAUUAUGAAAAUAUCUACAGUAUAUGUUAAUACCAUGAAUUGUCAUAAUUGUUAUUGGCAAGCAUAAACUUUUCCAUUAUAUAUUGUUUAUACAUACAUAUAUUUUAUACAGAGGCAUUUAGUUAUAUGUUUAAAGACUGAAUGGUUGCAAGCGUCAAUGCACAUUAUAAAAAAUAAAUAAAAAAAUGUUAAUGCUUAUUUGCAGAAAGUGAAGUGAAAUGUAUGUGAAAUAGCAACAGGUUUCUCCACCUUUUUCGCACAUUUCAUAUUACACUUAUUUUUUAAUACUAAUCAUAUAUCCAAACAAACUCAUUUCGUUUGCAUACAUACUUUGAGCGAGAAAAAUGAACAUAUGUACAUAUAACAUACUAAUUUGUCGCUUACUUGAAUUUAAAAUUAAAGUACAGUUAACUUGUUGCUGUUCAUUGUACUUCUAAUGAAAAAGAAUACGUAGCUUCUCGUAAGUUUUCUUCACUUUGUUAAGGUCCUUUAAAAAACACUGUCUUCCCAUUUGUGUCUUCGCAUUGUAAUUUUUUAAUUUUCCGUACAACGAUUUUCUUUUGUGCUUUUAACGUUUUCAUUCGUACUAAAGCAUUCCAUUCAUGCUGCAUACUUCCGUUUUCGUUGAAUACAAACUUACAUAGUUGAAGAGUUACACAUAUACAUAUAUAUAUUUAAUUUAAUUCAGUUGUAAAUUUUGAUUUCGCUUAAUUAUUUUUAAGAUUGUAUAUACAUUAAUGCGAAACCUACAAAGUAAACAUCAUCAAUGUCGCAUUUAUUAUUAA